GAUGGGAACCGGGAUGGGAGCCGGGAUGGGAACCGGGAUACACACGGGAUGGGAACCGAGAUGGGAACCGGGAUACACACGGGAUGGGAACCGGGAUGGGAGCUGGGAUGGGAACCGAGACACACACGGGAUGGGAACCGGGAUGGGAACCGGGAUACACACGGGAUGGGAACCGGGAUACACACGGGAUGGGAACCGGGAUGGGAGCCGGGAUGGGAACCGAGAUGGGAACCGGGAUACACACGGGAUGGGAACCGGGAUGGGAGCUGCGAUACACAUGGGAUGGGAACCGGGAUGGGAACCGGGAUGGGAGUUGGGAUGGGAGCCGGGAUGGGAAUCGUGAUGGGAGCCGGGAUGGGAGCUGCGAUACACACGGGAUGGGAACCGGGAUGCACACGGGAUGGGAACCGGGAUGGGAACCGGGAUACACACGGGAUGAGAACCGGGAUGCACACGGGAUGGGAACCGGGAUGGGAACCGGGAUACACACGGGAUGGGAGCCGGGAUGCACAUGGGAUGGGAGCCGGGAUAGGGACCGCGAUACACACGGGAUGGAGCCGGCAUGCACACGGGAUGGGAGCUGGGAUGGGAGCCGGGAUGGGAACCGGGAUACACAUGGGAUGGGAACCGGGAUGGGAACCGGGAUGGGAACCGGGAUGGGGACCGCGAUACACACGGGAUGGGAACCGGGAUGCACACGGGAUGGGAGCCGGGAUGGGAGCUGGGAUGGGUGCCGGGAUGGGUGCCGGGAUGGGAACCGGGAUACACACGGGAUGGGAGCCGGGAUGGGAGCUGGGCGGACCCCCCCAGUGCCCCCACGGUCUCUCCAGACCUCCUCAGAAACACCCCGGCCUUCCCGGGGGAGCGGGAGCCCCGCCCGGCUGCUCGGGCAGGGGGGACAGGGCAGUUUUAUUGAUCUCGCUGCUUUCCAGCUCGUGGGUUCUCUUUGGCCCCGCCAGGAACACGGACACGGUUCGCUGUGACGGGGACUGGCUGGCAGCAGGGCUGAGGCGAACGCUGCCUGUGCCGACCCUCUCACCACAACAGGUUCAUCACCUCUGCCCCGGACUAUGGGCAGAAACCCGCGUUUCUUUGUUAUGAAACAAAUCGCUUGCCCAGCAAGUUCAACCCCAAAAGCAACUCUAGAUGCCACUGAGGUGCUGCAAACAGGAAACAUUCAUUUGCAGGAUAUUUUGCAAAUCUACAUCACUAAAACGAGCACAAAUACUACGUGCACAGAGCAAAGACAAAAAGGGGAGUCUCCCCUUCUCUUAAAGCACCCACAUUUAACACCAGUACAGUUCUGUCACCUGCAAAUCACGCCUGACGAGUUAUUUGCCACAUGAACUAGGUUUGGAAGAGGGAUGUGAAAGUGCCAUGUCUGCUUUUACCUGUCCUCCUCCUCUGUGAACCACAGAGAUUCCCUUUUGCUCCAUUAGUCCCCCUCGGUUACCCCCCCCCCAGAGCCUGUCAGCUACGGGCAGUGGGUGCUCCUGGUGUUCUCUGCUGAGCUGCAGCCUGGGACCACUAACAGCUCUCCUUGGGGGGCUGCUUGGGGCCCUGAAGGAUCAGUGCUGAGGCAGUCGCCCUCUUCUGAUGCCGCCACUUCGCCCGACGGUUUUUAAACCAAACCUAGAAAGUGCAAAACAAGAAAAGGGCUUUUGCAUGUUGUGUGUUACUGGGAGGGGGACAGGCAGUGGCCCUCCUGGCCUGUAUGGUGUGAGCUGUAAGAUACUGUAAUAUAAAGGCUUGAUACAAAAUUUAAUCAGUCCCUCAACUGCAGUCUUGCUCAGAUACAUGUGAGGGGCACAAGGGAGUUGGGACAUGACAAAUUCAGAAGUCACGCAGAUCACUUAGGUAAGGAAUACACGCUUGGGUGCAGGGGAUGAACAGAGCUGGGCAUGUUUGUGUGUGACAGGUGAUUCUGGGAGAGAGGGAUCGUGUGAGUCUGUGUGACUGGAUACCAGUACAAAUCAGCCCAGCUGAACUGGUUUAUAUUCUUCCAUUGCUCUCCAAACUUAAACUCUGUUUUGUCAAAUGCACAAGGAUGGAUUUUAAAAUGAGGCCCUGGGUCUGCAGCUCCCCAAAAAGGUGAAUGCGGUUUGCCAGGUGCUCGCGGGUGACGACGUCCGGGUACUGGUUCUGAUGGAAAAGCGUCUCCAGGGCCUGCAGCUGGUCCUCGGUGAAGAUGGUGCGGUGCCGGCGUGUCCGGUGCUGGAUCUGGUGGAAGGUCUGCAGCUCGCUUGACUUCUCCUGGGGACUCUUACAGACCCUGACUGCCGGGUGGAAGAGCCGCAUGGGCCAGGGGAACCGGGCAUCUGCGAGGGGACAGGGACAGCAGCAGUGUUAGAGGUCCUGCAGUGAACGGCCGCUCGUGUGAGAACAGCAGCAGCAGUUGCAGCCUGUCCCUUCCAGCUCUUCCUCCUCUUCCUCCUCCUCCUCCUCCUGCAGGGAGCUGGCUGGCAUGGUCUCCAGCUCACACAGCUGCUUGGGUGUGCAGUCCAAGAUGCUCCGUAGGCACAGUGGCACCAAGACCCGGGGGCUCUUCUCCACGGGGCUGGAGAGGAUGUCCUCGAUGCUGAACGGACGUGGCUUCUUCAGGCCUCUCCUGCUGGCGUCAGCAUCUGCCCCUGGCUCUGAAGACAUCCUGUGCCAGCAGCAGCAGUGGCUAGGGAAACAGGCAGCCCAACUGAGGAGCUUUGCUCUCCGUGCACUGGCUCCGUAGUGGGGUUUUGCUAGGGAAAGGACAGCUUAUGUGGCUUUUAAAAUGGACUGGCAAAGCCAUCCAGAACCGCUGCUUUGUCUUGGCGUUUCAAGUGACUGUCAUUCUUGCAGCUGAGUUUUUAUUUUAUACACACACACUUUUCCUCCUUCUGACCUAGCUGCUUUAUGACUGAAGCCACUCUAAAUAUAUAUAGAGAGAGAUAUAAUCCCUUUGGAAAGAAAACCGUAAACCCCCCUGCAAAUAAAAUAAAUUCUAACUAA
Messenger RNA from Corvus hawaiiensis (hawaiian crow), 2985 nucleotides. RefSeq names its product fibroin heavy chain-like. The coding region runs from base 49 to 1101 and encodes 350 amino acids. The record is from RefSeq and is a predicted model, not a curated record. The transcript has 3 exons. NCBI's taxonomy places the organism in Eukaryota, Metazoa, Chordata, Aves, Passeriformes, Corvidae.